AUGGACAUCUCCGCACCUCGUUUCUCGGAUGAUCUGGUGACCCUACCGGCCACCGAGCUACGUGAAUCACUAGAGAACAUACUUACCGCUAUCGGUGCCUCUGCGUACUCGUGCUCGGAGGAGAGCAGAGCUCUUGAGAUGCAACGUCAGCGGGUUCUUGCUCUUCUGUCCAAGCUGGACAUAGGAAACGCUCCCUGCGACUUGCCGCGUACGACAGCGCCGGGACGAGGUACUCUUCUAUCCCCAGUUACCUCGGAGGCACCCGACAAGCAUACGGGGCCUUUGCACAUGUCCUCCAGCAGCGGCGAGGUUGCCGAUAUACGGAGUAACGCGGCAGGGGAUGAUAUGCUCGCGACGUUUGCCGAGGCAGGCGAUGCGCGCACGGCGUUUGUGCCACACCCAGACCAUCGCUGCCUCCUGGCCAACCUCUUUUCAAAGCCAAGACGACACGACGUGACGGCGCCUUUGAAUUCCGCGCUGCCUUGCAUUCUAUCUCCGCCCUCCAGGCCAACUUUGGGGAAGGGCGGGUUGGAUGGUCAGGAUGAAAACGAUUCUGUUCCAUAUGCCACAGCCGCCUUGCCACAAGAGAUGGGGCAGCUGUGCUGCUCGCCUGCCGUGCUGCUUUCCCUUUCCCAGGACGGGAGGGAGCUUGUGUGUGAGGGGCAUGACUUGCCAUCAAGCGUUCCACAACGCUGUCGUGUAGAAGAGGAUACUCCUCAAUCACAGCAGUCGCAAUGCUGCGCUCUGUCAGCGCAAGUCAAUGCUCACCGCCGUCUGCGCUGGUACAGCGACGCGACGGAUCCACGCAGCUUCUGGAUCAACGUGUGGCCCUGCUAUGGCGGCUCCGCGGCAUCGCGCUGUCGGCAUCCGACGCGCGUCCUCGUUCGAGGGCGAUACCGGUACUUUGAAGACGUGCUGGAGGCGGCGGCGAACCUGACCGACUGCAAACCCGCCUCACAGGCCUUCUACACGCCUGACGGUUGCCCGAUUCGUCACAUUGAGGACCUGAUCGCGGAGCACCACUACCUCCUCUUUCCCUUCUGUGGCUUCUACCGUAAGCAAUCUGUGCCAACCGCGCUUCUGUGGCUCUUGUAUACUGAUGCACGCCACCUCGUGCAUUGCUCGUAG
Leishmania major strain Friedlin is the source of this 1128-nucleotide messenger RNA. RefSeq lists its product as hypothetical. The record is from RefSeq and is a predicted model, not a curated record. NCBI's taxonomy places the organism in Eukaryota, Euglenozoa, Kinetoplastea, Trypanosomatida, Trypanosomatidae. The coding region runs from base 1 to 1128 and encodes 375 amino acids. The transcript has a single exon.